Protopolystoma xenopodis is the source of this 321-nucleotide messenger RNA. NCBI's taxonomy places the organism in Eukaryota, Metazoa, Platyhelminthes, Monogenea, Polystomatidea, Polystomatidae. The record is from the annotation of a GenBank genome assembly.
AUGUGCGGACUGAAGAAGCUCUCUCACGCAGAACGGUUGGUAUCGGCGAUUUGGCUCGAUCGAGGCGGUUUCAUCCACCUCCGAGGACCAAACGCCUGGACUCUGACUCAUCACGCACCGCCCGAACCAUUGAGCGAAACACCGGUCCACGUCAUCACUUCGCAGAGGAGGGGGACGGAGUGUCGAGGUCAAAAUCAAUACGGCUGGGAGUUGUCAUGUAUAACAUUUUGUGGGUGUGCUGGUCGCUUUCGGAUUGGUGUCAGGCCAUUUGCUCGACUUUGUGUGCGUGGGCGGAGUCUGGCGGAUCCAAUGGCAGUCUAA